Messenger RNA from Perognathus longimembris pacificus (Pacific pocket mouse), 1057 nucleotides. RefSeq names its product microtubule-associated serine/threonine-protein kinase 4-like. Bases 302 to 1057 code for a protein of 251 amino acids. Lineage: Eukaryota; Metazoa; Chordata; Mammalia; Rodentia; Heteromyidae. The transcript has 4 exons. The record is from RefSeq and is a predicted model, not a curated record.
CGCGGGAGCGUCGCGGAUCGCGGAGCGUGGAGCGCGGCGGCGGGCAUGUCCCCGCGCGCGCCAGUCCUCGUCGGCCGCCGGGCCCGGGCGGCAGCUCCCUCGGCGUCGGGCUCCCGCGCCCCGGCCGCGGACAUGUAGUAGUGGCCGGCGGGGCUCCCCGCAGCCCGGGAGCGGCAGGACGGCCGAGCCGGAGCCGGAGCCGGAGCCGGAGCGGAGCGGCGCGCGGCGUCCCGCGGCUGAGGCGCCGAGUGCGCGUGGCGCCCCGCCGCCCCUCGGGCGGCCCUUGGGGCCGGAGGAGAGCAUGGGGGAGAAAGUUUCCGCGGCGGCGCCGGAGCCGGUGCCCCGCGGCCGCGGCGCGCCCGGCGUGCGGACCCUCGUCCCCGCGGCGGCCGCCGCGCCCUCGCCGGGCGCGUCCUCGGCGGAGUCCUCGUCGGGCUCGGAAACUCCGUCUGAGGAAGGGGAGCCGCGCGGACCCGCCGGCCGCCCGCCGCCGCCGCCGGGAGGCGCCCUCGGGGCCCGGCCGCCCGCCGCGUGGACCCCGGCGCGCGCGGUGCCCGAGCGCCCGGCCCCCGCCCGGCCCCCGCCGCCGCCGCCCCCCGGAGGAGCCGCGCCCCGGGGCGGCCGCGCGUCCCCCGAGGAGCAGGACGAGGAGCUUGAUCACAUAUUAUCCCCACCGCCCAUGCCAUUUCGGAAAUGCAGCAACCCAGACGUGACUUCGGGCCUCGGAAGGUCACUGAAGUGCAAGAGACAGCUGAGCGAGGAUGGGAAGCAGCUGCGAAGAGGGAGCCUGGGAGGAGCCUUGACAGGGCGGUACCUUCUUCCGAAUGCAGUGGCCGGACAGGCCUGGCCCGCCUCGGCGGAGACGUCCAACCUGGUGCGCAUGCGCAGCCAGGCGCUGGGCCAGUCGGCGCCCUCGCUCACCGCCAGCCUGCAAAGUGCCUUGUGUGUAGGAGCCAUUCAGAAACACAGUGUAGAAGGAACAAGUCAUGGAAAAGUGACAGUCCUUCGGCUGUACAGAGAGAGUGAGGGUGAACCUCUGCCUGCUGCAAUGGCCUAA